Nicrophorus vespilloides is the source of this 513-nucleotide messenger RNA. RefSeq lists its product as uncharacterized. Gene Ontology annotation, molecular function: phosphatidylinositol bisphosphate binding. The coding region runs from base 1 to 513 and encodes 170 amino acids. The record is from RefSeq and is a predicted model, not a curated record. Gene Ontology annotation, cellular component: membrane. Lineage: Eukaryota; Metazoa; Arthropoda; Insecta; Coleoptera; Silphidae. The transcript is spliced from 5 exons.
AUGCCGAUUAAGAACAGUUCGGGAAUUCCCAGAACAUUCAUGGAAACUGUGAAUGGUCCAAUAGCCGAUGGAGCUAUGUACAUGUCGAAUGUCACUACUAUACUGAGUUCAAAACGCGCAAACAUUUUGUAUGAAUACAAGAAAAACCCUGAUUUGAAAAUGGAGGAUGUUGAAAGUUUAUUGGGAUGGUUGAAAAUGCAACCACAUUUGCCUUCCAAAAUUACACAUACUCCAGAGUUCUUUGCAAAUAGGAAUCCAAAUAGUAAACAAUUGAAGAAAUGGAUGUACUUGGUCAUGAAACUUGGUCUCCUUUCCAAGAAGAAGUAUUUAAUAUAUCUUCAAGAUGCAAUACCUUUUCGCCUGAAGGCCUUUCAUUUUGUGAACGCUAUUCCAUUUAUGGAUAAAUUUAUGGCUAUUAUGAAGCCGUUCAUGAAAAAGGAAUUGAUGGAUAUGCGUAUUACAAUUAUCAAUAAGUCAAAAACAAAUCAUCAAACGUCAACAUCAAUUCGAUAA